Messenger RNA from Gavialis gangeticus (Gharial), 2957 nucleotides. RefSeq names its product exostosin glycosyltransferase 2 (gene EXT2). The record is from RefSeq and is a predicted model, not a curated record. Lineage: Eukaryota; Metazoa; Chordata; Crocodylia; Gavialidae. Gene Ontology annotation, cellular component: membrane. Gene Ontology annotation, molecular function: glycosyltransferase activity. The coding region runs from base 24 to 2180 and encodes 718 amino acids. The transcript has 13 exons.
AGGAAGAAGUGGCUGGUUCCACUAUGUGUGCGUCAGCCAAAUAUAACACUCGGGGUCCAGCCCUCAUUCCAAGAAUGAAGACUAAGCACCGCAUCUACUACAUCACUCUGUUUUCCAUUGUCCUGCUUGGCCUCAUUGCCACAGGCAUGUUCCAGUUCUGGCCACACUCCAUUGAGUCAUCCAGUGACUGGACAGUGGAGAAGCGUAGUGUCCAUGAUGUGCCUGUGGUAAAGCUGCUGGCUGAUAGUCCCAUUCCAGAGCGGGGGGACCUCAGCUGCAGGAUGCACACCUGCUUUGAUGUCUAUCGUUGUGGCUUCAAUCCCAAAAACAAGAUUAAGGUUUAUAUAUAUUCGCUGAAGAAGUACGUAGAUGAGUAUGGGACACCAGUCAGCAACACCAUCUCUCGGGAGUACAAUGAGCUGCUGACAGCCAUCUCUGACAGUGAGUUCUACACGGAUGAUGUCAACAGGGCUUGCCUCUUUGUGCCGUCCAUAGAUGUGUUGAACCAGAACACGCUCCGAAUCAAGGAAACAGCUCAGGCUUUGGCACAGUUAUCCAGAUGGGAUCGAGGCAUAAACCACUUGUUGUUCAACAUGCUGCCUGGGGGCCCACCGGAUUACAACACAGCAUUGGAUGUUCCCAGAGAUAGGGCUCUGUUGGCUGGAGGAGGCUUCUCCACGUGGACCUACCGACAAGGCUAUGAUGUCAGCAUUCCUGUUUAUAGCCCGUUGUCUGCAGAGGUUGAAUUGCCAGAAAGAGUACCCGGUCCCCGCAGGUACUUCAUCCUUUCAUCACAAAUGGCUUUGCACCCAGAGUACCGCUUUGACUUGGAGGCUCUUCAAGCUGAGAAUGGGGAAUCUGUGCUGAUUCUGGACAAAUGCACAAAUCUUUCAGAGGGAGUCCCAUCUGUUCGUAAACGUUGUAACAGGAACCAGGUCUUUGAUUACCCUCAGGUGCUUCAGGAAGCUACAUUUUGUGUCGUGCUGCGUGGUGCCCGCUUGGGGCAGGCUGUGUUAAGUGAUGUGCUUCAAGCUGGUUGUGUCCCUGUGAUCAUUGCUGACUCCUAUAUUUUACCUUUCUCCGAAGUUUUGGACUGGAAGAGAGCCUCUGUUAUAAUACCAGAAGAAAAGAUGCCUGAAAUGUACAGCAUUCUGCAAAGCAUUCCCCAACGACAGAUUGAAGAGAUGCAGAGACAGGCAAGAUGGUUCUGGGAAGCUUAUUUUCGGUCAGUGAAAGCAAUUGCUUUGGCGACCCUUCAGAUUAUCAAUGACAGGAUCUACCCAUAUGCUGCCAUAUCUUAUGAAGAAUGGAACGAUCCCCCAGCUAUUAAAUGGAGCAGUGUGAGCAACCCACUCUUCCUUCCAUUGAUCCCACCACAGUCUCAAGGCUUCACAGCUAUAGUAUUGACUUACGACCGGGUGGAGAGUCUCUUCCGAGUCAUCACUGAAGUGUCCAAGGUGCCUAGUCUAUCCAAGUUGCUGGUUGUCUGGAACAACCAAAAUAAGAAUCCACCAGAAGAUUCUCUGUGGCCGAAGAUUCGGGUUCCGCUGAAGGUGGUUAGGACCUCAGAAAACAAGCUUAGUAAUCGCUUUUUCCCGUAUGAUGAGAUUGAAACAGAGGCAGUAUUAGCCAUUGAUGAUGACAUCAUCAUGUUGACCUCAGAUGAACUGCAGUUUGGUUAUGAGGUUUGGCGGGAGUUUCCUGAUAGGCUGGUUGGAUAUCCUGGUCGCCUACAUCUCUGGGACCAUGAGAUGAACAAAUGGAAGUAUGAGUCAGAAUGGACCAAUGAAGUCUCUAUGGUGCUCACAGGGGCAGCUUUUUAUCACAAGUAUUUUAACUACCUUUACACCUACAAAAUGCCUGGAGACAUCAAGAACUGGGUGGACGCUCACAUGAACUGUGAAGACAUUGCUAUGAAUUUUCUAGUGGCAAACGUUACGGGCAAAUCGGUUAUUAAGGUGACCCCACGAAAGAAAUUUAAAUGUCCAGAAUGCACGGCCAUAGAUGGGUUAUCGUUGGACCAGACGCACAUGGUAGAAAGAUCCGAAUGCAUCAAUAAGUUUGCCUCUGUCUUCGGGACCAUGCCUCUGAAAGUGGUAGAGCACCGUGCAGAUCCUGUCCUCUACAAAGAUGACUUCCCUGAGAAACUGAAGAGCUUCCCUAAUAUUGGCAGCUUGUAAAAGGUGGUUACGAGACUAAAAAAAUGCAAAAACAGUGACUGGUGCUAAGACAAGCUCAAGGCUCUGAAGGAAAAUGCAGAGAGGGGGCUUUAGCGUGAGCAAAGGAAGAUUGAUACCAGGCUUCUGGUAUACCUGUCCUUCCUGCACAGUGUAUAAGACUGUAAUGCAGAGCCAUGGAGUUCUUUCCUUGUUGCACAUUUACACGGGAUUGACUCUAUUUAUGGUUCCACUGAAAAUGCCAGUAAAAUGCCAGGAAAAUCCCCUCCCCCUGAGUGGAGGCUGCACAUCUGGAAGAAUAAAACAGCAUCUUACUUUGUAGGGGCUAGCUGGCAUGUUUCAUCUCUUUUAAACAGUCUCGCCCUUCUUUAUUUUAGUGCAUCUACCAAAUAUGAGAGCAAACUGUUUUUAAUACUGGCUGCAGUAUCCAGCCUGUUUUUUUCCAUGAGGCUGCCUGCAUCUGUUGAGAUGAGUUGUUGGUUUUAAGUAAUUGUGCAACAAGCUUUUCUGACUUUUUAGGCUUAGGAAGAUAAAUGUUUAUUUUUUAUUUAAAAAAUCACAAGCUUUUGUUGCAGGGCUUCAGGGGCUAAACAUUUUGUAUUAAGUGAUUGCAAUGAGAGUUGAUGCUGAUGGCAGCCAAGAGGGACGUUAUCCUUAACUUAAAGAUUUGUGGGAUAUACUUUCUGUCACUACACUUCUUUCCUAUAUAUGAGUCUCAGGUUUUCUACUGUUGCUGUAGAAGAUAAUUUUACCUAGUAUAAAAUGCAGUCCUUUUUUUUU